Lolium rigidum is the source of this 1278-nucleotide messenger RNA. RefSeq names its product RING-H2 finger protein ATL65. The coding region runs from base 1 to 1278 and encodes 425 amino acids. The transcript has a single exon. NCBI's taxonomy places the organism in Eukaryota, Viridiplantae, Streptophyta, Magnoliopsida, Poales, Poaceae. The record is from RefSeq and is a predicted model, not a curated record. Gene Ontology annotation, molecular function: transferase activity. Gene Ontology annotation, biological process: protein ubiquitination.
AUGCGCGCGCUCCGGCCGCCACCGCCGCCGGGCGGUUCGCCGGCACCUGCACCAUCUCCGUCCCCGUACCAGUCCCCAACGCCGUCCCCGCCAGCGGCGUUUCAGGGUGGUCUCAUCAGCUCGCCGCCUUCUCCCUCUGCCGUCGGGUCGCCGGGACCUGCUCCCGUGCCUGCACCGGCGCCGGAGCCCAAUGCGGUGCUGGCGUUCACGGGCGCGCGGCGAGGCGGGGGAGGCGGCAUGAGCCCGCCGCUCAUCGCGAUGCUGGCGGUGGUCGGGGCGGCGCUGCUGGUGGUGCUGUACGCGCGGCUGGCCAGGCGCGUGGUCCGGACCGUCCGGCGGCGGUGGCGCGGCUGGCGACGGCGGCGGCGGCUGCUGCUCAUCACGCUGACGGGCGGCAGCGGCUCGUCCCCGGCGAACGACUCCUUCGCGUCCUUCACCACCUACGACAACUUCUACCACACCUUCUCGCCCUACGGCCUGGACGACGCGGCCAUCAAGUCGCUGCCCUCGGCGCAGUUCCUCUCGGCGGCGCGCGCGAGCGCCGGCGCCGGCGCCCGCGACUGCGCCGUGUGCCUGCUGGAGUUCGCGGACGGCGACGAGCUGCGCGCGCUCCCGCUCUGCGCGCACGCGUUCCACGCCGACUGCAUCGACGUCUGGCUCCGCGCGCACGCCUCCUGCCCGCUCUGCCGCGCCGCCGUCGCGCUCCCGGCCCCCGUCGCCUCGUCCCCGCUCCGCUCCGCGCGCCGCGUGCGCCCCAGCCUCGACGACCUCCUCUUCUUCCACCCCGUCCCGCCGCCGCCGCCACCCGCCCCCGACGCGCUGCCGGAGAUCACGCCGGCCAGCCCCGAUCGGCAGCUCAACCCGAGGGACUUCCUCCUCAAGCGCUCCUACUCCUUCGGCUUCGAACGGCACAUCGCCACGGAGGCCGCGUCCACGGCUUCCCCUACCUGGCGCUACCGCUUGGGUGCCGGCGGCGGCGGAGACGGCGCCAGCGGCCGGGGACGAAGCUUCUGGAGCAAGCGCUGGCCAUCCCCAUUCGGCGGCGCGGCCGCGGCCCGUGUAUUCUCGUUCCGCUCCGCCGCCGCCGCCAAGUCCUCGCCCUUCGCCCGCCGCCGCGCCGCCGCCCCCGCUGGAGGUUCCGGAUUCUUCAUGUCCCUCGGCCUCUCCUCCGAGCCCCCGAACAUCCUCGUCGCGGGGAGACGGAGCAACCGCGCGUCCAGCCGGCUCCGGUGCGGGGACCCCGAGGCGCUGCUCUCGCCGGACCGCCUCAGCCGCUGA